Molecule: messenger RNA, 2137 nt
Organism: Spodoptera frugiperda (fall armyworm)
Lineage: Eukaryota; Metazoa; Arthropoda; Insecta; Lepidoptera; Noctuidae
Exons: 10
Coding region: 88-2049 (653 amino acids)
Molecular function (GO): protein binding
Source: RefSeq, a predicted model, not a curated record
UCAAUCGAAACGUAAAUACCUAAAGAAACAAAAAUGGCGUAAUGUGUUGAAUGUCAAUAGUUGAAAAUGUUUAAAAAGUAAAUAAAAAUGUUUUCGUUGUCCAAUUGUUUGUUAUCGUGUAUUAUUCCACUACUGUUUAGUACAAAAACAUGUUCGGGCGACCUGCCCGGUCCGUGGCUGGCGCUGUACGCGCCGGGCGAGCCGGAGUACACGGACGUGGUGGUGCGGCGCGUGCGCGACAACCUCACGCUGGUGUGCGAGCUGCGCGGCGACGCCGCAGCCACGCCGCGCAUAUACGUCUGGAACUACAUGAACGAUAACUCCACUAGUGGCGACCUGAUCCUGAAGGGCGAGCCGAAGGGCCCGGCGCUGAACAGCACGCUGACGCGGCUGGAGCUGCAGGAGUCGGACAGCGGCCAGUACAUGUGCUCCGCGCCGCCCUUCAGCGUCACCAAGUACAUACUUGUGCAGACCCGGGGUCCGCAGUACUGCCGUCGCGGCGCGUUCUGGUGCGGGUCGCGCUGCAUCGCGGCGCAGUACGUGUGCGACGGGCGCCGCGACUGCGAGCGCAACGAGGACGAGGCACCGCACAUCUGUCCCCCGCUCGGGUGCGCGCGUAGCGACAAGUUGAACUGCUCGUCGGGUCGCUGUAUCUCGGAGUCGGCGUGCUGCCGGUCCGCCAGCGCGCUGUGUCCGCAGCCGUCCUGCUGCGACGAGCAUCCGCGGUACUCCCGACUCGAAGGGUACGUGGACGUGGAGUAUCCGCCCCUGUUCGAGGACCGGCACGCGGGCGACGACUACGGCUUCAUACAGUCCACCAUCUACACCGUCACCGCAUGCGCCCUAAUCUUCAUGAUAGCAGUAGUCCUGCUGGUGUCCGCGCUGUGCAAGAUGCACAUGAAGCGCAACGCGCUGCGCAGCUAUGCACACGCAGACAGAGCCACCAGGCAUCAUUAUAACAUGCAGUAUGCACAGACGCACCGCUUCCCCCCCUGCUACGAAGCGUCCCGCCUGCUGGAGCAGGACGCGAGGGAUGACUCCGCGCCACACGACGUCAGGCCCACACAGUGUGGCACGGAGUGUCCCCCGGUGGAGCCGGUGGCGGAGCCCGACGCCGGCCCCGAGCGGGGGAGCUUCGGCCUCGCGCGACUCUCCGCUAUAUUCUCCUCCAGAUACAGACAGGUACCAACACAAAGCGACGUAGAACUAACGAACGUACGCUCAACGUCACUAAACAACUCCCCAACCAGGAAUCGAACCCUGGACAACUAUCGGAGCCCGACAUUCUGCGAUCUAAACGCAUCAGAGUUCUAUUUCACGAACCCGGAAACUGGCGACAUCGCGCGAGAUUUAAACUACAUGGCGCGACCAGUUGACUACAUGCGACGAAACUCGAAUAGCACUUUGGAACGGGUUAUAGACCAACUGGACCGGCAACGCUUGACUCUGCAACUAGGUAGGUUCCAACUGACCAUUCCCAGGUUCGGACGCCGGGCCGAGACCGACAGGCGGCCAGACACGCCCAAUGUAGCUGAGAUCAACAUAGAUGAUCUAGACUUUGUCCGGAUGACAUCACAUGAUACUUAUACCCUAAAUGGUAGGACUAUAAGGCUUUUGGGGGCCAAUUUUGAAAACUACCCCGUAUUACCGGAUGGGACAAGACCUCCCCCCUACAAUGAGGCUAUGAGGUGCAAAUUCUUCGGCCCUCCUCCCGAGUAUUUGAGCCGGGAGGGCCUCAACUCAAGAGUGGAUGAAGAAGCAAGAACCAAUGUUGAAAUGCCUCCCUGUUAUGAUGAUUUGGGCGAUGGAGCUAGUUCCUCAAACAAUAACGGGGAAUCGAACCUCAACACGGUGAGGGACAGAGCCAUAGCGGCCCCGUCGACAACGGAAAAUAACGAUAACGUUAAUAAUAACGCUAGCACGUCGCAAGCAACGGUUGUUGAAACCGUUGACGCGAAUAUGAACGUUGCUAGUAUAAGCUCUAUCAUAAAUAACUUGCCCGCUAUAGAUAGUGAUGUGAACGCUAACGAUACAACCGUUAACUGUUAAUAACUGGUAACUGGUUUUGUGAAAACCGUUAUUGCGGAUAACGGUUUUUGUGAAAACGUUAUAACUGAUAACGGUUUUUGUGAAAACG